Molecule: messenger RNA, 1395 nt
Organism: Aspergillus eucalypticola CBS 122712
Lineage: Eukaryota; Fungi; Ascomycota; Eurotiomycetes; Eurotiales; Aspergillaceae
Product: RTA1 domain-containing protein
Exons: 2
Coding region: 174-1199 (341 amino acids)
Cellular component (GO): fungal-type vacuole; plasma membrane
Source: RefSeq, a predicted model, not a curated record
UUGCUACUAUAUACUACUGCGAACUAUAUGGCCCAUUAAACGAACACCACCCACAUACGUCCAGGAGCAUAUAUUGUCGCAGCAAUACAAUAGUGCCAGAACACCUUGAUUCUGGCACUCACUUACCUUCAAACUCAAAGUCCUUACAUUCGGACUACGAAGAAGUUACCAUCAUGACCACCGUCACGGCCGCCGCGCCCUGGAUCACCAGCAGCCAACAAUGUACUCUGGAAACAUGUCCUUUGUCCUACGCCCACAUCACCUAUCUCCCCAACCUAGGUGGCAAUGCCUUCUACAUCGCUCUAUUCGCCUUCUUCAUCCCCGUCCAACUCUACCUCGGCAUCCGACACCGCACCUGGGGCUACCUCUUCGGCGCCAUCUGCGGCCUCAUCCUGGAGGUACUGGGCUACAUAGCACGCAUCUACAUGCGACACAACCCAUUUAUUGACCGGUGGUUUAUCAUGUACCUCGUCUGCCUCACCAUCGCCCCCGCCUUCCUCAGCGGCGCCAUCUACGUCUCCCUCGCCCGAAUCGUGGGGGCCUACACGCCUCAAGUCUCCCGAAUAAAACAGCGCAACUACUCCCUAAUCUUCAUCAGCUUCGACAUCAUCUCGCUCCUCCUCCAAGCCGCCGGCGGUGCCAUCACGACCUCGGAUUCCGCCUCCGAAGUCCAAGACGGAAUCAACAUCAUGAUAGCCGGUCUCAGCUCACAAGUAGCCUCCCUAACCCUCUACAUCGUGAUCUGUCUCGACUAUGCCUUCCGGGUCUACCGUCUCAGCGCACGCAACCCCUCCCCUCCAUCAUCAACAUCGAACAUGUUCCGCAUGGCAAACCACAGCAAGCAAGAAUCCGAAAGCCAGGACCUCGUCUCACCAUCUCGAGACCUGGUCACCCUAAAUCCAGACUUCGCCAGCCUCCGGGCAAGUAAACGCUGGAAAGCGUUCCUAUUCUGCCAAGGGUUAGCCGUCGUGUGUAUUUACAUCCGGAGCUGUUUCCGAGUUGCGGAGCUGUGUGGGGGGUUUAGUAGCCAUUUGGCGAAUGAUCAGACCACGUUUAUGGUGUUGGAGGGGGCGAUGAUUAGUAUUGCGGUGAUUGCGAUGAGUAGUUGGGGUCAUCCCGGGGUGGGAUUCCAUGGGAGAUGGGAUGCGUUGAAUUAUCCCAUGUUUCAGAGGAAGAAGAAGGGGGUGGUGGAUAUUUAAGUGUGGGUUUGAUAAGAGGCGGUAGUAGUGAGGUUUGUGUUCUGUUUCUUUUCCUUUUUUUUGUGUGUUUUCUGGAAUGGUGCAUCUUCGCUUCUAGUAUCAUAUUUGUUGUUUGGGCUGGUUGGGUGUUGGGUGUUUUGUAUACUAGCUUCGACUAGAUUUGCAUCUAUGGGAUAGAAUAUGCAUUGGAUCUUCU